UCUGGCCAAAGACAAUUUUUGUAAUCUGGCAAAUUUUCUUUUUUGUUUAUAGGUUAUGUUUUAGUGAUAAUUGUCAAAAUUUAUGUUGAAUAUUUUGCUGUAAUUCGUUGAGAAAUUAAGUUAUGGACUGGAUAUAAGUUAUCGUAUAGUGAAUAAGAAAACCGAUCAAUAAUACCCUUCUAAUAUUUUGUAUUAAUGGCUGUGUAAUCUCAAGUGUUAUUUGACAUUGAAUUGAGAUGUGAACAGGAAAGUCAAUACGCACUUCUACAACGAUCUAUUAUCUACGGGAAGUAGAAAAUUACCACUGUACUCAGCUAAGUAGUUUGAAAACUCUCAUAAUCCACUAUUAGUAGUAGCUUCAUAACAGAUUAACAAGAUGACGAUGAGUCAGUUGUCCGUAUUAAAACUGUACAAUACUGUAGUGGACGAUGUUAUUGCGGGUGUCCGUGAUUGUUUUUUGGAUGAUGGUGUCGAUGAACAAGUAUUGCAGGAGUUAAAACAAUUAUGGAAAACAAAAUUACAGGCUAGUGGGGCAAUGGAUCCUCCAAUAUCUGAACCUGCUAUGCCACCACCUGUAUUACAAAAUUUCCAAAAAGCUAAUGGUAAUAAUGUAUUACCCAAAAGGUCAGCUGACGGCAUGAUGGCUCAGGGCUCUAGCCAACAAAACUCUGUGGUCGAACAUGGUGCACCUACAUCUAAUAUUGCUGGCACACAUCCACAUCAUGUUUUAGAUCCUAAUAAUAAAGUACCUGUUCAAUUGACCUUACCUGCUCAACCAGGAGUACCCGGAUCACAAGCACGGUCCUUCACUAUUCAAAUACCUGCAUCAGCUCUUAAUGGUAACAAGUUACAUCAAGUUCUUACUGGUCCUAUCAUAAAUGCUACAAUAAGUUUGCCACAGCCCCUUGCUGCCACUUUACUUCAACAGCACAUAAAUUCAGCAUUAGCAGGGCAACAGAAUGAAUUUGAUGGCGGUGGGGGAGGACGCAGUGGUGCUGCUCCAUUUUCUCUAGAUGGUGCUUUAGACUCAUCUGAUGAUGAGGGGUCGAACGUUGGGGAUGCAUCUGAUGACGGGGCCGGAGAUGAUGAUGAAGAUGAGGAAUCUGCAGAAGAACGUGCGGAAGAAGAAGAAGAAGAGCGUGAUGAAAGUGGUGGUGCUGAGGAGGAACCUCUUAAUUCUGGUGAUGAUGUGUCAGAUGAAGAGCCUGGUGAUAUGUUUGAUACAGAUAAUGUUGUUGUGUGUCAGUAUGACAAGAUUACACGUAGUCGCAACAAGUGGAAAUUUUACUUAAAAGAUGGCAUUAUGAAUCUAGCUGGUAAAGAUUAUGUCUUUCAAAAAGCAAAUGGUGAUGCAGAAUGGUGAAACAAUUGUAUAUAUAUAUAUAUAUAUAGACAAACAGUGUGUAUUUUUAUUAACAGUGUAACUUGUUAUACCCUAUGGCUGUUCACUAAGAAUGAAAAAAGGAUCCAAAAAGACAUUGGUUGAAAUAUUAUUUUAAAAUAAGGGUCAUCAUAGACUUUACCACAAUUAUCAAUUGGUUUUAUAAUAAAUUUAAACAUUAAUUAAUCAAUAAAAGUACUCCUGUAACUUAAUAUAUUAGUGAAUAUAUAGUUUUUUUCAAUAGAUGCUAAUGGAAUAGUUACCCUGUCUGCGCUAUCAGUAUACACUAACAGGAUACCACUGCGGGAUGAUAGAUGAUCAUGAAGCAGGUCAAUUAUAAAAUAACUAAAUAUAACAAUGUAAACAACAGUAAAUCAAUCACAAUGGUUUCCAGGAAGAACCAUGUGGAAGUCGACCUAAUAGAGGUAUAUUGCUAGUAAUGGAAUUGCUAAUCUCUAUUACUAACAAUCCUUUCCCCUCCCCCCAAUAUAUAGUUUUAUAAUAAUAUCAAUUAUAAUUAUUUUUAUUAUUUUGUUUUAGAAAUGAAAUAAUAUUACAAAGAGUUUUAAUAGGGAGGGAAAGGGAUUGUUAGUAAUGGAGACUGAGAAUCCCAUUGCUAGCAAUAUACCCAACCAGGUCGACCUCCCCGCGGUUCCCCCUGGAAAGUAUCAUGGUUAUUUCCUGAUGAAUUCAUCAUGAUGGGCUGACUGGCCUGCUUUCAUUCUCAUCUAUCACCCUUCACUGGUGCUCCGCCGGCGUAUCCCAUUAGCGCAGGCAGGGUUACCAUACCAUUUUGACCCAUCAAAAAAAAAAGAGUUUUAAUAGUUGUGGGUAAAGUCAAUGUUGUUUUAUUUUAGUUGUAAUAAAAUGUGAAUUUAGACUUGAAGAGUAGAAUGAUUUCUGACCUUUAAAUUGUUACUGCUUUAUUCUUUCAAUAGCAGAACUAAGCCAAUAGCUAUAUUCUUAUUUAAAAAAAAAUUCUCAAAAUGUGUCUGUGGAAUAUAGUAUUGCUAGUUAAGUGGAACCUGUAAUAGUUCCAUUCAGCUUCUAUUGUAAUCCGGCAUUAAACUUCAAUAAAUCUGUGUGUAUGUAUGUCAAUAUUUAAUAUGGGCAGGUUGCUAUUUUAGCUUCACUAAAGGUGGUUUUUUUUACAAAUUCUUGCACUGAAAUAUAUAUGCUAAUUAUCUAUUUUAUGUAAAUAGUGUGCCAUAAAAUGUGAACUACAAUAAUAACUUGUAGCUACUUUAAUAGCAAAAUAUGUACCCAUUGUAAUCACAAAAUUUUGUUAUUGUAUUGUGUGUACUAAUAUUUCUAUUAAGUACAUUCUAUGUUUUGAAAUUAUUAGCUUUCAUUAAACAUAUACAUUUCAUAUUUAGUGGAGCUAAUUAGCAUUAUUUUAUAAUAAUUAAGUUUCAAACAUAUUUAAAUGCUUACAAUUAUCAUUUGGUUCUAUGAGUAGAAUUAGGUUUUAUUUGACUGAAUAGUCAUUAUGUUUGAUUUAUUAUAAAAAAAUUCUGAUUUUAUCACUAUUAUUAUCUGUUACUAUGUAUUGUACAUUAUCCAUUAUUUAUUUUAUUACUCAAGUAAUAUGUAUUAAAAAAAUAUCUUUUUUAUUUUCUAAAAAUAACAGGUGAUCAGGGAGGUUUUUUGUAGAUACUUAAUAUAAUUUUAAUGCACAGAGAAAUCUUAAGGUAGUUUUUUAAAUAAUCAUUAAUAGUGAAGUAUUUGGCUAUUACUCAAUUUUCACUUUGUUAAAUGAGAUUUUUAUGUGACUCAAUUAUAAUUUAAAACAAUUCAAAGUACUAAAAUUAGGUGGGUAUUGCUUAUUUGCAGCAGUUAUCAUUAGUCAAUAAACCAGAACUUGUUUAUUUUUAAGUACUAUGUUUGGUUAUAAUAAUUAUAAGGAUUCUGUGUCAAUUAUGUUUACUAUCACGAUAAUUAGGAAUUGGUUAUGUAACUCAGUUCCCAUUGAUUCUUUGUAAUGAGUUGAAAUUGACACUGCCAUUAGAGAUUUACCAUUUCAUAGUUUUAGUUGCAAUAAGACUUGCAUCACAUUGUAACUAUAAUUGUUAAAUAGAAAAACUCGGUCCAUUUUAAUACAUUUUAUAGAAAAAUAGGUACUGAGUUACAAAAAAGUGCUGCUGGUCACCAGAAAAUGAAGACAAAUUACUUUUCUAAAUUUAUUAUUUACCUUUAUUCACAAACUUGAGUUUAUUUUGCACAUGUUUUGGACACUAAGUUAAUUUAAAAUGUUGAACUAUAACUUUAAAAUGUCUUAGUAGCUGCUCGAUGAGUUAACAAAGCCAGUAAGUUCUUUAGUUACUUCACAAAUAAUAUAAGUUACUUAUGGUUUAUUUUACGCCCCUAGCUACAUAAUGAACAGUUUGAUGAGGAUUGUAAUUAUAAUAAUAUAUGUUGCAUUAAA
This is a messenger RNA of Galleria mellonella (greater wax moth), 3806 nucleotides long. It is a transcript of the gene TfIIA-L, whose product is annotated as transcription initiation factor IIA subunit 1. Bases 377 to 1363 code for a protein of 328 amino acids. The record is from RefSeq and is a predicted model, not a curated record. NCBI's taxonomy places the organism in Eukaryota, Metazoa, Arthropoda, Insecta, Lepidoptera, Pyralidae. Gene Ontology annotation, cellular component: transcription factor TFIIA complex. Gene Ontology annotation, biological process: transcription by RNA polymerase II; transcription initiation at RNA polymerase II promoter. The transcript has a single exon.